UUAAUGAGGGGGGCGGUAUCUGCACUUAAAACAAGUACAAAGCGCAGGCUUGCAGGAGCACACGCCAACGCGAGCUGAGGAGGGUGACACGCAUGCUGCUUACCAGCUCCAGCUUGAUCAAAAGGUUUCUGCAGCGCACGCGCCCUUACGGUCUUCCUGGCCUGUUCAGCACCAGCAUGGCGGAGCAGCAGCAGCAGCCUCAGCCUGGGUCGGCCCCCGAGCACAUCGAGGGCUCCCUCUCCUUCCCCUUCCUGGACCGGGACGAGACGGUCGCGGCCCUGAAGGAGGCCCGCACCCUCUUCCUCCUGCGCGGGCUCCCGGGCAGCGGCAAGUCCACCCUGGCCGGGGUCAUCGAGGCCCGGUACCAGGACGCCUGCAAGGUGCUGUGCGCGGACGACUAUGGCAUGCAGCCGGCCGGGGGCGCCGAGCGCCAGGCCCUGGACGAGGCGCUGGUCAGCUGCUGCAAGGCCGGCACGCCCAUGGUGGUGCUGGACGACACCCACCACGAGGGGGCGCGGCUGGAGAGGCUGGCCGAGCUGGCCGAGGAGCUGGGCUACUGCGUCCUGCUCGUGGAGCCCAAGACGCCCUGGCGGGCCGACCCGGCCCAGCUGCAGCUGAAGACCCACUGGAAGGAGCUGCCCGAGUCCGCGAUGAGCGCCCUGGAGGCCGCGGCUCUGCCCCUGUUCUUCGGCUGGUUCCUGGCACACAAGCACGCGCUCGAGCUGGAGAAGAGGAGCAGGGAGUUCCUCAAGACCCUGAGCCAGCUGGACCAGUUCAAGCAGCACAUCAGUCAGUUUACCAGUGAGGAGCUGGGGUCUCAGGGGGAGGUGGACUUGGAGAAGCAUUUCCAGAGCAGAGGAGUGCUGCACUGCACCACCAAGUUCUGCGACUUUGGGAAGGCUGAUGGAGCCAAGGCCUAUGCAGAAAAAGAGGUGGUGAGAGAGUCCAUGGGCUGCGUGACCGUCCUGCAGAUCUCCGCCUUCUUCGCCACCCCCAGGACGGUGGGUGCCCGCGUGGCGCUCACCGAGGAGCAGCUGAGGCUGUGGCCGCCGGACGCGGAGAAGGAGGUCAUGCCGGAUGUGGACCUUCCCCUGGGGAGCCGCGCCCACGUCACCCUGGGGUGCGCCGAGGGCGUGGAGGGCGUCCAGACCGGCAUCGACCUGCUGGAGUUCGCCAAGCUGGAGAAGGAGGGCUCGGGGGACAAGGUGCAGGACCUGGGGGACGGGACUCUGUACUCCUACGGCAACGACAUGUGGAUGCUGCGCCUGUCCCGGAACGUCGAAGCCCCGGCCAUGUUCUCCGGCUUCUACGGCAAGAAGGAGGAAGAGGGAGGGGCCGGAGCGCAGGAGAAGCCGGAGGAGGAGCAGGGAAAAAAGGCGGAAGCUGGCGAGGAGGAGAAGGAGGAAAAAAAAGAUGGGCAGCCAGAGGGAAAGAAGAAAUCCAAGUGCUCUGUCCAGUAAUGGUCUCCCCCUGUAGUAUCUGGCAGCUGUGGCACAGUGAUUUUUGAUGUUAGUGUGCAUUUUUCUGGCAUUUUGCUUGUGGAAAGCAUUUGGGGAGGUUGAGGGGGGGGGUUUGGGGGCAAUCGGGGGUGGCUAGGGGCUGGCGAGGUGAUCUCGCUGCCCCUUGUCAGUCUUGUGGUGCCGCUGAACCACUUUCUCCACAUGCAUCCGAUCGCCGCUGUGAUUUAGACACUUCACGGCAGAUAGGGUUUUUCUUGGCACAAUUCGAGUCUUUCCUGUUGUGCAUUUUUUUUUUUUUUGGAGUGCUGUUGCUGGAGACCAAAAAGCCCCCUGGUCACAUAGGUCCAAGUGUGGAGGUGGACAGAAUGCAGGUUUUAUACAAACUUGUUCUGGCUAAUAUUAAUGGUGUUUAACUCCCCCUGUGCCUUGCUAAAUGAAACGAAGUGCCUGCAGGCAUUUGGUACAUGGGUGACAUUCUGAAAAGGGCUUUCUGCCACUUUUUAGCCCCUCCGCAUGCAGUUAAACAUUCGUUUUGCCUUCACUGCAUGUUGUACUAGAGGCACUUGACCCAAAGCGAAGAUUAAAGGUGUGCAGUUGAAGUCUGUGGAGCUUUCUCGGUGUAUACAAGUCUUAACACUCUGCCUGUGUAUUUUCCCUUCCCAGUGCAAUGCCUCUUAAAUCUGAUCUGUUUGAAACCUGUGGCACUGGGUGGCUGUGCUUCUCAGGAUCACAGCUUUGCAGAGCUGAUUGCUGGCAGUCCCAAAGCACUUCUUUGCUUUUGUGUUGAUAAAUAACUGGCUUUGUUUGCACUUUGGUUUUUGGCCUUUCUUUGCACUUCUGUCCAUGGAAGACCUGGCUCUGAACCUGUUCAUGCGGUUGAUUUUGUAGGAAAGCUCCACUAGCUCUUAUUGUGAUGAGGUACUAUAUAUUUUUGCACUAAUGUAACUGUUUUUGUAGACUUAAUAAAACUGUGCUUGCUCUAA
Molecule: messenger RNA, 2443 nt
Organism: Lepisosteus oculatus (spotted gar)
Lineage: Eukaryota; Metazoa; Chordata; Actinopteri; Semionotiformes; Lepisosteidae
Source: RefSeq, a predicted model, not a curated record